AUGAGAUUCUUGCAACAACAGAAGCAGGAGAUCCAGGUGUUGAGAGAGAAGAUCAAGAAGCAUUUUCAAGCGAGCUUUGAUUCAUCGUCAACGGUGCUAUUGACACUCGAUCUGUCUUUGGUGUUGUCGCAGUUUUCUGUUCUUGCUGUCGCAGUUCCGCUUGUGCUUCUGCACUUUCCUUCCGUCUUGCUGCUGCUGUUGUACUUCUGCUGCUAUUGUGCUAUGAUCUUGAUGUUGUUGGCUGCUAGCUGUUGCUACUGUUAUGUUGCAUGCUAUUCUAUGCAUCAAUGA
Molecule: messenger RNA, 291 nt
Organism: Linum tenue
Lineage: Eukaryota; Viridiplantae; Streptophyta; Magnoliopsida; Malpighiales; Linaceae
Source: the annotation of a GenBank genome assembly